Molecule: messenger RNA, 1332 nt
Organism: Lathyrus oleraceus (garden pea)
Lineage: Eukaryota; Viridiplantae; Streptophyta; Magnoliopsida; Fabales; Fabaceae
Product: transcription factor MYB14
Exons: 3
Coding region: 97-942 (281 amino acids)
Source: RefSeq, a predicted model, not a curated record
GAGCACAAGAGAGUUAAGUUAAGUUAACCAAGUAGUGAGUGCACAAGAAUAUUGAUACAUAGCUUCUUCUUGUAUCAAAUAAAAUAAUUUGAAGAUAUGGUUAGAGCUCCAUGUUGCGAAAAGAAGGGAUUGAAGAAAGGUCCAUGGAGCUUAGAGGAAGAUGAAAUCCUCACAUCUUACAUCCAAAAACAUGGACAUAGUAAUUGGCGUGCCCUUCCAAAACAUGCAGGUUUAUUAAGAUGUGGAAAGAGUUGUAGAUUGAGAUGGAUUAAUUAUUUAAGUCCUGAUAUUAAGAGAGGAAACUUUACAAACGAAGAAGAACAAAUCAUCAUUCAGAUGCAUCACUUGCUAGGGAACAGAUGGUCAGCAAUAGCAGCAAAGUUACCUGGAAGAACAGACAAUGAAAUCAAAAAUGUAUGGCACACACAUUUGAAGAAGAGACUAUUGAACACCAAUAAUAACCAAACAAACUCAAAUACCAAAAAAAGAGUAUCAAAACCAAAAAUCAAAAUAUCUGAUUCUAAUUCAAAUUCAAGCUGUUUAACUCAAUCAUAUGAACCUUCUAAUGCUCCUAACUAUUUCCUUGAAAUGGAAACUACAUCAUCAAAUGACACUUUUUCUAGUGAUUUUUCGUUACAAGGAAAAAAUAUUGACAAUAUCAUCAAUUGGGAAGAUCCUGAAGACUCACUUGUGACAAUGCUUGAAAUAGAUGAAAGCUUUUGGUCAGAGACAAUAACUACUGAUGAUGAAAUUAGUUCCACCAUACCAUUGAAUACUGAAUUACCAAAUCAACAUUACCCUUUAAAUAAUUCAUUUGAAAAUUUCCAAAACCAAGAGGGUUAUGGUUAUAGUUCAAACUCCAUAGUUAAUGAUGAUGGAAUGGAUUUCUGGUAUGACUUGUUCAUCAGAUCAGGGGAAUCUAUAGAACUGCCAGAGUUCUAAGCUUUUAUCAUGAACACAUUUGGAUGGUGUUUCUAAAUUUGGCUGAAAACAAAACAUUUUUUAAAUUAAAUUUGACUAUUAGAACAAGUGAAGGGGUGCAUUGAUCCAAGAGCCAAGUUGGUCGGGCAUAAAAAGUUUGGUUUGGCUAAGGAGAAAUAAAAAGAAAUGUAUAAAGAAGAUUAAAGAAAAGUAGUUGUGCUAGCUGUUAAAAGGUGAGGGGUCAAAAGGAAAAUUCAAAUUUUGUUAAUGCAAUAUACUACGUAAAACAUCAAGUUAGAUAGAUAAAUAAAUAAGUUGUUAGAGAUUGUUUCAUUAGGUUAAAGUUAUAUCGAUUGUAAUUGUAAUAGCAAUACAUUAAAUAAUGAAGUAUUGAAAAAACUCACGUAUGUA